Molecule: messenger RNA, 2881 nt
Organism: Danio rerio (zebrafish)
Lineage: Eukaryota; Metazoa; Chordata; Actinopteri; Cypriniformes; Danionidae
Source: RefSeq, a predicted model, not a curated record
ACACACUGAGCCUCAGAGCAGAGUCACGGUAAGCGGACACUACAGAACGCCGACAUGACUCCUGAUUCCGCCACAGGUGCACGGCCACGCUGGAAAGCUGGUGUUCGGCACACUAAAAGGAAAGCCGUGUGUUUGCAUGCAGGGCAGGUUUCACCUCUAUGAAGGAUACGCUAUUCAGAAGACCACCAUGCCCAUCCGGGUGUUCAAGCUGAUGGGUGUAGAGACCGUCAUUCUGACCAACGCUGCUGGAGGACUCAACCAGGACUUUAAAGUGGGCGACAUCAUGAUCAUUAAAGAUCAUAUCAAUAUUCCAGGAUUCGCCGGACACAACCCGCUAGUGGGAGCCAAUGACGACAGGUUCGGCGUGAGGUUUCCGUGUAUGUCGGAUGCGUAUGACCGGGAUCUGCAGCAGCUGGUGCGAGCCGUGGCAGAUGAGCUGGAUUUCUCAGUCUUCAUGCGGGAUGGGGUGUACAGUGUGCUGGGCGGCCCGUCCUUCGAGACCAUCGCUGAGUGCAGAGCUCUGCGCCAGCUCGGAGCCGACGCCGUGGGCAUGAGCACUGUUCAUGAGGUGAUCGUGGCGCGUCACUGUGACAUGCGUGUUCUGGCUCUGUCUCUGAUCACCAACAAGGCAGUGAUGGAUUACCAGAGCGAGAAGAAGGCCAAUCAUGAGGAGGUUCUGGAGACGGGAGCGCUGAGGGCCAAGCAGAUGGAGAAACUGGUGUCCACCGUCGUCUCUCGCAUCCCUAACACACCCACACACUGCUCAUAACACACACACACACUCACUUCAGGACCUGUCAGAUUGGCUUUAUGAAGUUUACAGUCCACAGACGGAGCAUGUAGAGACCCAGCUCCUGUUAAAAUGUCUUAAAAUAGAAGUUUUAAAGGGUUGGUUCAUGCAAAAAUGGUGAUAAUCCCAUGAUUUGCUCACCUUUAAAGGGCUAUAAAACCCCCCCGUCUCAGUUUAGUUUGAAAAAAAGAAAAGUCAGGAAAGUGGGUGUGUCCAGCUCGGUUUAGGUAGGAGUGUCAGGGGAGGGAAAGAGGGAAGGGUUUGCAUAAAAAUGGGAGUUUCCGUUUGGGCAAUUGCUGAUUUACACAGGAGCAAAACAAACACAGACGCAGGGAGAAAGACAGCGACUGUGUUUACAUGGACAUCAGUAAUCUAAUUAUUAAUUUGUGGACUUUAACUGCAGUUUGGCAUUUCAGGAGCAUUUCCUGCAUGCCCCCAUGACAAACCAGAUACUGGAUGCAGGAACUGCUGGAGAGUGUAGUUUCAAUGGAGUGUUUGAUACCGCACGGCGAAUAGGAGAAAAAACCCCUCUGAAUUCCUCAGUAACUUUGAUGCACUCAGUAGGUAGCGUCAGAAAGCUGCGUGUGUAUAGACCAGGGGUGUCAAACAUACGGCCCAAACAAAUGGGGUUUAUCCGGCCCGCAAGAUGAUUCUGUAAAGUAUAAAAACAAGAUGCAAUUUUUAAAUAAAAUACGCUGCUGUUCCAGUACUGUCCACCAGAUGGCGCAAUUGCAAACUGUUAAUUUCAUCCAAUCCAGAAGCCUGAAUCGGCGUCAGUGCGACAGCCAUGUCAGAGGGAAACACCUCAUCUAUACCCUGCUAUACCACGCUGAGCUGUUCUCACAAGGAAACGUAACUAUUUCACGUUUGGUCGGUUUAGUGAAUAAUUCAAGUUCAGCAGUAUGAAAAUGUACAAUAUAAAAAAAGUAGGCAUGGCUCCCAACCACACCCCCAUAGCCAACCUUCAUUGGUAGAUUCAUUCAGGCCACUUUGCCUAUUUGAAUGGAAAACUAAAUUAAUUUAUUACAUUUAAAAAAAACAAUAAAAAGAGCUUCACGUGGCUAAAUAAAGCUCUUCUUUAGUGGAUUUGUGUGUUAUCAAUUAAUAUUAAUAUUUAAAGCUUUAUUAAGCACUUACCACAACCACAACCCCUCAUUUGCAGGUGCAUUAUAUUUGUUUUUAAAAGCUCCAACAAAUGCAGAAGCACAGAGAAAGGAGAUAUUUCAAAACACACUCCAGUCCAGCUUGUGGCGCUAAUGCACCUCAAAAACUAACUGAUGCAUGGAGCUUGCAGGAACAAAACGGUUUAUAAAGUGUUAAAUAUGAAUAUUAUUAUUGCAAAAGUGCAUGGAUUUACUAAAGGAGAGCUUUAUUCAGCCACUGGAGCUGUGCUGGGUGGUUUAUAUUAUGAAGAGAUCUGCUUUAUGGCACUUGUUUUGGAGUGCUGAUUAAAGUAACCCACCUGCUGCCAUUGUAGAGCUGGAUAAUCCGAAUAUAUGUAUAAUUGUAAUGAUUUAACAUUGUAUUUGACUUAAAGAAGAUGACAGAUUCGUUGAGGGUGAGUAAAUCAUGGGAUGAUUGUACUUUUUGGGUGAAUCGUCUCUUUAAUAGAGAGGCCAAAGGAAUGCACUGCUGCUUGUCACUGAUUUAAUGUGUAUUUAUGAAGUCCAGACGUCUUUAAAGUCAUAUAUUUAAAAACAAGUGAAACCAGCAUGAGGUAAACACACAGAUUAUUUAAAUAUUGGGAGAUUUUAUUCUUGUGAAGAGUUAAAAAUAUUGCAGAACUGUUACUGAAAUCAAUUAAGUUAUUAGACGCUUGAAUACUGUAUUUAUGUCACGUAUUUAUGUUGAAUGAGGGUGGAUGCUGAUUUAAAUUUGCACUAAAUGUUGGAGUUUGUCUGGUAUUUUGUGUGUCAUUUUAAGAUCUGAAUUGCGGUUUUAUUCCAGCACUUUCCCCACUUUGUCAUUGUAUUUAUUUUAUCUUUUAUACCUGAAUUUGGAGAUUGCACUUCAGGCUCUGUGGGACUUACAGUGGUUGUUUCUAUGAUCUCCUGCUUAAAUGCAAUAAAACAUAUUGUUUUACCAACUGUC